Stylonychia lemnae is the source of this 2646-nucleotide messenger RNA. The record is from the annotation of a GenBank genome assembly. NCBI's taxonomy places the organism in Eukaryota, Ciliophora, Spirotrichea, Sporadotrichida, Oxytrichidae.
AUGGAUAAUAAGUAGCAAGCAAAAUUACAAUAAAUAACUCACUUCAAGCCUUCAUCCCUUUAGAUAGAUGAAGUCUAACACAAUUUUCUUGAUGAUUAAUUUAAUGGAAUGCAAUUCUCGCAAGGAAAUAGUCCUCUUGAAAUGAUUAAAGGGAAGUAAAUGCUUAAUCAAACAAUAGGCAAAUUAAAUAAUUCAAAUGGCUACCUAGAUACAGGAGGAGGAUCCUCAAAUGGGAAUACCAGCUUUCAUCCUCAUUCAAUAGUAAUUCUCAAUCUUUAAAAUUUAUAGGGAAGGCAAACAGAAACUGAGAAAAAAUAGGGUUUGAAGGUAGCAGCAAAUAAAUUCAAGCUAGCUUUUGGAAUCAGAAACUAUAGAUCAAAGUAAAUGAGUGUUGCUGUCUCAUCCACUAACAUUAUGACUGAUAAGGAUGAGAGUCUCAGCUAUUUCCAAAUGCAAGAAGGCGAUUAUAAUAAUAUAGAGGAGGAAAACAAAAGAUCAGAUGAGUCAAGCCAAAGUUUCUCAGAAAUGAUUAAGAUGACUAGAGAGCCUGGCAUUUCAAUGUUUGAAGUAAACUCAUCAUCAAAAAGAAACCCUUUUACAAGUGGAUUAAGGAAGCUAAAAUAAAAUGUCAGAGUGGGUGGUACUAAAAUUAAAACGAAACCAUAGCCAAUUAUAAAGAAUAAUACUGUAGUAAAAAACAAAGAUCAAAUGAAGUAUAACUUAUUAAGCGACAUACUUAGAAAUGUUAUUCCAAUUCUCACCAAGUCGCAAAAAAAAUCUCUAUGGAUUCUCUGGAAGCGUGAUGUUCAGAUCAGCAAAGACGAACGAAGAAUGCUUUGGAUGAGAGCCUCUGGAGCUGCAAAUCAGUUAAUGCAUUUACACAACAAGGGUUAUUACGAAUCACUCUGCAAACUUGAGAUGAAUUAUCCCAAUCCUAGUUUCAGUCAGAUAGAUUUGGAUUUGAAGAGAACCUUUUCUGAUAUGCCUGAAGAGGAGGCUGAAUAGUACAUUCCUAUUCUAAGAAGAAUUUUAAUAACCUAUGUAAAGAGGAAUCCUACAAUUGGAUACUGUUAAGGAAUGAAUUUCAUAGUGGGGAGGCUACUUCAAUUCAUGAAUGAAGAAGAAGCUUUUUGGACUCUCACUUAGAUAUUAGAAACGAUUCUACCAAUAGAUUACUAUUCCAAUAUGGUUGGUGUACUUAUUGAUCAAUAGGUAUUCAAGAAACUUGUGUAAUUACUUCUUCCAGAUGUUAGUGAUCACCUUGAAAGACUUAAGUUUGAUCCAUCUCUGCUAGCUUUCUAAUGGUUUGUGUGUUUCUACACAUACAAUAUGACUCUUGAAGCCUCAUUGAAGGUGUGGGAUCUAUUUAUGAUAAAGGGAGUUAAAGUAUUGUUUAAUGCUGGACUCUCAAUCUUGUCUAUUUUAAAGAAGUCUCUUCUUGAAGCAUAGGAUUUUUAAACUGCUUUUUUACUGAUUGAUUAGACUUCUAAAAGUGAAGUGACAGUAGAGAAAUUAAUUGAAGAAAUGAAAAAAUUUGCAAUCAGAAAGAGGGCUAUAACCAAAUUGAGGAAUCAAUAAAGACCUGAGGUUGAGAAUGAUCUUUAAAAACUAAUAGAAUAGAAAGAUCAAAAUGAUAAAGGUCCCUAUCCAAAGCUGAACUUCAUUAAUAAGUUCUUUCUUUACACAGGUCUGUGCAAAUACUAUGAAUAAAAGGAACUUGGAUGGAAAACUAUGGAAUAAUUUGAGAGAGAUCUGAUGCAAAUUUUCAAUUGUGAUUAGGAAUGGCCAAUUUGCUUGUUUGACUUUACCUAUAAAAACAAGAUUCCUAAUAAUCUUUGCUUCAAAAUUAAAGAAACAAUUACUAGUUGUAUGAUACAUGACUAUUUUGACUUUGAAAUCCCAAAAAGUGAUCUCUAUUCAGAUAACUUCAUUAGGAAUUUCAAAUACCUUUUCAAUGAAAAUCAUGAACUCAUUUUUAGAAACCCACUCUUCAGCUUUAAGAUUAGUGAUGAAAUAGAAGCUCUAGAAAAGAUAAAACUUUUCAUUAAAGAAAUCUCAGCUUAUAACUCCUCUUAGGAUGAGAUGGAGUUCUAGAACGAGGAAAACACUGAGUUUUUUCAGAUGAUUGACAGAAGUCCAAACCUGUAGUAGAUGAAUCAGAUUACUUAAAGCAAGGCUAAAAAGGUCAUUCACAGGCCAAGAUCAAAUUAGCUAACAAGUUUUAUGUAAGAUUUAGUCAUUAGAAACCAUGAAUGGCUUGAGAACACCAAUCAAAUCUAGGAGCAGGAUGAAAAUCCAGAUACAAAUGAAAACUAUAAUUACAAUAGGACCGAGUCUCAGCAAAAUGGGCUAUUUAACUCAAUUAAAGACUACCAGUAGAGAACAAUCAAUCAAUCUUAGUCCUUUGUAAAAACCAGAUUGCCAUCAAUUCAUUAGCACGCUCUUGAAAGAGUGCUAAAAGGUGCAGGUAGUAAUCAUUAAUUGGUUCUUAAAAGCAAUACCAGUAGUGGAGUAGGCAUAUUUUAGGACUAUAUACAGUCUUAACCUUAAAUUAAUCCAUUUAUCAAUACUCUAAUGGAGACUGAAUCUUUUCUAUAAUAAUCUAAAGAUAGUAAUUCUAAUAAGCAACAGAGCAAUUAUCAAUGA